CUGAUGGGACGGUAUAAAUAGUCUAGCUGCUAAGUGACAGACAGACCCUAACUCACACACACACCCGCUAGCUAACCUCUCUACGUCCACACAGGAGCGUCCCUGACUGGCACAAAGGGGGCUAGAAGGAGAGAAGAUAGAGUUGGAUAUAUCAUUCUGUACUGUGUAUUAGUGCGCUGAUCUCCUGUCCGCAUGGAUUACCAGUCAAGUAUCAUCGGGGGCUCCGACUCCAUGGACAACCUGGAGAAGCAGCUGAUCUGCCCCAUCUGUCUGGAGAUGUUCUCCAAGCCUGUGGUGAUCUUACCCUGCCAGCACAACCUGUGCCGCAAGUGCGCCAACGACGUCUUCCAGGCAGCGAACCCAUACUACACGUCCCGUGGUACCAACAUUACCGGCGGCCGGUUCCGCUGCCCGUCCUGCCGGCACGAGGUGGUGCUGGACCGGCACGGCGUGUACGGGCUGCAGAGGAACCUGCUGGUGGAGAACAUCAUUGAUAUCUACAAGGAGGAGAGCACCAGGCCCCUGAAGAAGUGUGACCAGCCCAUGUGCGAGGAGCACAAGGACGAGAAGAUCAACAUCUACUGCCUGACCUGCCAGGUCCCCACCUGCUCCAUGUGCAAAGUGUUCGGGGCGCACAAGGACUGCGAGGUCUCCCCACUGCAGAACGUCUUCCAGCAGCAGAAGACAGAGCUCAGCAACGGGAUCACCAUGCUGAUGGCUGGAAAUGACCGCAUCCAGGCCAUCAUGACCCAGCUGGAGGACACCUGCAAGACUAUAGAGGAGAACAGCCAGCGGCAGAAGCAGAGCCUGAGCGAGCACUUCGACCUGCUCUACGCCAUCCUGGAGGAGAAGAAGGGGGAGCUGCAGAGCAGGAUCACCCUGCAGCAGGAGGAGAAGACGGGCUACGUGCGCGGCCUGGUCCAGCAGUUCAAGGAGCAGCUGGAGGGGAGCACCAAACUGGUGGAGAGUGCCAUCCACUCCAUGGAAGAGACCGGCAUCGCAGCCUUCCUGCUGGAUGCCAAAAAGCUCAUUAAAAAUAUCACAGAUGCCUGCAAACAGUCGCAGGUGCAGAUGACGGAGCCAGGGUUCGAGUGCAUGGAUCACUUCACCCUGAGCACAGAGCACGAGGAGGCCAUGCUCCGGAGCAUUGACUUCGGCACAGAGGAUGACGAGGAGUAUGAGGAAGAGGAAGAGGAAGUGGAAGGGGAGGACCCUGCUGACAAGAAAACGGACGGUCCACAGUGAUUGUUUCUGCAGAAACAACAGAGAUGAAAAACGAAUGCAGGUAUUUUCAAGAAAUACUUGAUGAACUUCAGCGACAAUGUGAAACGAUGUGAUUGGGUGGAGACACGUCUCCUGUCAUUCGAGGGGUCAGGGGCUGCAAAUAACUUGUGAUUUUACUGUCUGCAGACCAUCACAUACGCAAGGAAAAUAUAUUUUCCACAUAUUUUUUAUACAGGGGUCUGGGCCGUGGCUGCUGGAUGUAUUUAAAAAAAAUCCAUAUAUAAAAAAAAACUGUAUUUUUUACUAUGUUACACAAUGUAUAUGAUAUAAUCGUUUACAAAUGAAUUGGCUUUGGCAUGGUAUCAUUCAGCCCUGGGCCUCUCAAGCAGAGACUGACAACACUAUGUAACACAAUUUUUGUUCCUGGGUAGUAAGUGUUAUUUCCUAAUUGCUUAUGCCUCAAAAGUAUAGAAAAUGGCUAUUAUUCCCCACAAACUUUGCUUUUGUGACCAGGACAGUGAUAUUUUGAAAUUUACCUAUUUCCAAUGAGAAAACGGGUGAAUUUGUGUCUUUUCGUUCACAUAAAGUCCGAAAAAAACAACAUAUGAAUCCAAAUUAACAUGUAUUUAUACUAAAGUAAUACAAAAAUGACUACAAAAGAUUUAGAAGUGAGUAGUUUUUCGAGAUUUACGAUUAUACUGUAAAUCACUUUCACGAAUCAGCGCCCAAAUGUAGUCUCCCAUCAUGUUCUCGUUAUACUGUCCUUGGUAGCGGCGUUCAAAGUCCAGUAUAUCCUGGUGGAAGCGCUUGCCUUGCUCCUCCGAGUAUGCUCCCAUGUUCUCCUUGAAUUUAUCAAGAUGAGCAUCAAGGAUAUGGACUUUGAGGGACAUCCUACAGCCCAUUGUGCCGUAGUUCUUCACCAGAGUCUCAACCAGCUCCACAUAGUUUUCGGCCUUGUGAUUGCCCAGGAAGCCCCGAACCACUGCGACAAAGCUGUUCCAAGCUGCUUUCUCCUUACUAGUGAGCUUCUUGGGGAAUUCAUUGCACUCCAGGAUCUUCUUUAUCUGUGGUCCGACGAAGACACCGGCUUUGACCUUUGCCUCAGACAGCUUAGGGAAGAAGUCUUGAAGGUACUUGAAGGCUGCCGACUCCUUAUCUAGAGCUCUGACAUAUUGUUUCAUAAGGCCCAAUUUGAUGUGCAGUGGUGGCAUCAGCACCUUACGGGGGUCCACCAGUGGCUCCCACUUGACGUUGUUCCUCCCCACAGAGAACUCGGUCCGCUGUGGCCAGUCCCGCCUGUGGUAGUGCGCCUUGGUGUCCCUGCUGUCCCAAAGGCAAAGAUAGCAGGGAAACUUGGUAAAACCGCCUUGGAGACCCAUCAGGAAUGCCACCAUUUUGAAGUCUCCUAUGACCUCCCAGCCGUACUCAUCAUACUUCAAGGCGUCCAGCAAGGUCUUGAUGCUGUUGUAAUCCUCUUUGAGGUGCACCGAGUGAGCCAGGGGAAGAGACGGGUACUUGUUACCAUUAUGGAGCAGCUAUUUAUAUUACUGGAAAGUUCUAGAAAGUUCUAGAAGUUACUCCAAGUUUACUCAGCACUGAAUCUAUCUGGAAUGUUCUGGAAAAUAGGUAAAUUUCAAAAUAUCACUGUCCUGGUCACAAAAGCAAAGUUUGUGGGGAAUAAUAGCCAUUUUCUAUACUUUUGAGGCAUACGCAAUUAGGACAUAACACUUACUACCCAGGAACCAAAAAAAAAAAAAAUUGUUACACGGUGCAGUCGUGUUGAAUUGCAUGCAACUGUUUGAAUUUUACUGGGGUUUAAGUUCCAUCAACCUCAUUUCACAAACAGAUUUGAACCCGGGCCUCCAGAGGUGAAAGCCCCAGCCUCCCUCAGCCUCCAUCAGCCUCCAUCAGCCCCAGCCUCCCUCACGAAAAUAUAUUUUCUUUCUGUUUGAGAAAACGCUUUGCUGUUUAGUUCAUUAAAGGGUUUCCUUGAAAACAGUGCCACCUGCAGUUAGGUCUCUGAAACUCCUCUGAGAGACAGUUACAGAGACAGUACCAUCAGGAUUUCUUUGAUGAACUCCCUCCCCUCUCCAGAAUGGAAUUGGUGCAGUCUGCAAGGACACUUUUUAUACUGGUCAAAAUGAACAGGUUUUAUAAUAUGAUAUAUUAUUUUUGUACAUGAUAUCAAUGGAACAAAAUGUACAUGUUUUUUUUUUUAAACGUUGUGUGUUAUUUUAUGAACCAGAAUGGGCUUAAAAUGAGACACUGCUGUUUGUUUACAUGUGUUUGUCGUUUGGUAGCCAUGCUGGACCAUCUUCAGCAGGGGUUUUGCACAGUAGAAUUUGUUUUAGCUGGUUUAGGAUGGUGAACUUUUAAAAAAAAUGGAAAUACUUGAAAUCACUAUGGGGUGCAUUCAGGUGUAAUUUCAGUUUCCGUUGUUGAAUUAAAUUGUUAUUAUGGUACAAUGAAAUAAACAAAGUUAUGUUUAU
Messenger RNA from Acipenser ruthenus (sterlet), 3713 nucleotides. RefSeq names its product E3 ubiquitin-protein ligase TRIM63-like. The record is from RefSeq and is a predicted model, not a curated record. NCBI's taxonomy places the organism in Eukaryota, Metazoa, Chordata, Actinopteri, Acipenseriformes, Acipenseridae. The transcript is spliced from 9 exons. Gene Ontology annotation, molecular function: zinc ion binding. The coding region runs from base 193 to 1245 and encodes 350 amino acids.